UGAUCUAAAGAGUUGUUGGCAGCUGUUCUGAAAGUCACACAUCUGAUUUUAGACAUCUGAGUGCAGUCAGAGGGGAUUUUAAAAAACACAACAGAAGAGACUAAAAGGAACAAUGCUGCUGCUUUCUGUUUGGUCAUCUUGGGUUAUCGUCUUUUCCUGGAGUACAUUGCAGUGCUCUGAAGAUCCUGAUGUAAUUUGACCAAAGUCUUUCCCCCUUUUGAAAGCUGAAACCCAAGAAUGAAAAUGUAUGCACAGUGGGUCUGGAUCACUUUAUGCAUGCUUCUACCAACCACAGCUCUUGGAGGGAAAGUACUUGUGUUCCCCGUGGAUGGGAGCCACUGGGUGAACAUGAACAUUAUCGUUGAGGCCCUGCACACACGGGGUCACCAGAUUACUGUUGUGCGACAUCCAGACAGCUGGUACAUCAAGGAAAGCUCCCCGUUGUACACUUCAGUCACACUUGAAAUGGACUCUGGAUUUAAUGAAGACUUCAUGAAGGCUUUCUUAACCAAGCUGCUGAAGAUUCAGAGGGAGGGGAGGUCUGCUUGGGCGCAGUUUAAGCUGCAACUAGAACAAGGACAAGUGGGCAAUAAGAUGAAUGAGAAAACAUCCAAAAUGAUUGCACAACUUCUUGGAAACAAAGAUUUGAUACAGAUGCUACUGGAUGCCCAAUAUGACCUUGUCCUCACAGACCCUGUUUCUCCAAUAGGAAUGAUACUUGCACACUACCUCAAGUUGCCCCUUGUGUUUAACGCUAGGUGGACAACUCAUGGUGAAGGCCAUUUUUUAAUCGCACCCUCCCCUCUCUCUUAUGUACCACAGCCAGGAGUAGAGUUUUCAGAUAAGAUGAGCUUCUUUCAGAGAGUUCUAAAUGUUCUUGUUAGAGGCUUCUCUGAAUUAUAUGUUGUGACCAGUGUCAUACCACAUUAUGAUGGCUUAAUUAAAACACACUUAGGUCCAGAUGUAGACUAUCGUUCCCUGUUUCAGGCUGCUGACUUGUGGCUCAUGAGAGUGGACUUUGUCUUUGAGUUCCCGCGUCCCACCAUGCCUAAUGUCAUAUACAUGGGAGGCUUUCAGUGUAAACCUGCAAAACCUCUCCCUGAACACCUGGAGGAGUUUGUGCAAAGUUCUGGAGAGCAUGGAGUCAUCAUCAUGUCUCUGGGGACACUGAUUGGGGAGCUUCCUCAGGAUCUCAGUGACGCAAUUGCUGCAGCUUUUGCCAAGCUACCUCAGAAAGUCAUCUGGAGACACAAAGGUGACAAACCAGCUGGUCUGGGCAACAACACUCUGCUGGUGGACUGGAUGCCACAGAAUGAUCUUUUAGGACAUCCAAAGAUUAAACUCUUUGUGGCUCAUGGAGGAACAAAUGGGGUCCAAGAAGCAUUGUACCACGGAGUUCCCAUUUUAGGAGUACCAUUGAUUUUUGAUCAGCCUGAUAAUCUGUUCAAAAUUGAGUCAAAAGGAGCAGGGAAGAUCAUAGAUAUCUUUACCAUGGACGAAGAAAUCUUCUACCAAGGAAUCCAGGAAGUCCUGACUGAUCCCUCCUACAGGAUGAACAUGCAGAGACUCUCCAGGCUGCACAGAGAUACGCCCAUGAAGCCACUGGACAACGCCCUCUUCUGGAUAGAGUUUGUCAUGAGACACAAAGGUGCAGCUCACCUGAGAACAGAGUCCUAUAAGAUGCCCUGGUAUGCCUACUACUCAGUUGAUGUCAUUUUAUUCCUGACUGGAGCUCUUCUUUUCUCACUACUGACUGCACUCACACUUCUCAGGUGCUUCUUUAACAGUUUAUGUAAAAUGAAAGAGAAAAGGGAGUAAUCUCUAAAUUUAUAUGCAUUUAAUAUCAAGUUACUCAAAAAGUAGCUGGAUUGUGUUGGCACUGAGAUUAUUGUGAGAUGCUUGACUGCACACAAAUGCAACUCCUCAAUAGAAACUAA
This is a messenger RNA of Cheilinus undulatus (humphead wrasse), 1937 nucleotides long. RefSeq names its product UDP-glucuronosyltransferase 2C1-like. The transcript is spliced from 3 exons. The record is from RefSeq and is a predicted model, not a curated record. Bases 238 to 1818 code for a protein of 526 amino acids. Lineage: Eukaryota; Metazoa; Chordata; Actinopteri; Labriformes; Labridae. Gene Ontology annotation, molecular function: UDP-glycosyltransferase activity.